AUGGAACGAACGCGGCUCAUGGGUUCGGCGGGAGCCGAGCUGCCGCGGCAGCAUGACAGGAAUGCGGGGUGUGAAGCGACUCCCCAGCGCAGGUCGCUCUCGGGACGCUCGGGAGACGGGGCGACAGAUUCUGAGAACGAUGAGGGCUGUCUACCGUCGUCUCUCGGCGCGAGGCCUUUUGAGGCUUUCCCAGCGGAUGCGACCAUGUCCGAAGGUGCGUCGAGUCCUGCAGACUCCGCGCGAAAUCUCUACACCGAGACACCCCAUUCUUCCCCUGAAGCGAGCAGCCGCCGCGGACAGCGGAGUGAGGAGGGAACUCUGGCCAAGUUUUCCUCGCCUUCGACACCACCGUUAUUCCAUGGAGUACGCGACCCCCACUCCGUUUCAGAUCUCAACAACAAGGAAGCACAUGCGCUGCUCCCUGUGGCGCGCGAAGGAUGGAGGGCGGAUCCUGUCGUGAGUGACCACACAGAUCGCUCAAGCGAUGCUCCGUCAAGCGCGAGUGCUUCUCGACGCCGAAGGGGCGCCGAAGAGAAUCCACAGGGGUCUAGACUAAUGGGCCUUGUUGAGCAAGCUCUCGCAAGCCGGCGAAGCGGAAUACCCUACAUAGGUGGAGCGGUUUGGUCUAAAGACGGCAUCCCCGCUCCAGAUCCGUUUGCACCAACCCCAGAUGUGGGCGCGCUGUUUCGAAAAGGCGCAAAGACCGGUCGCCUGCGCCUGCGCUGGGUCAUCCUCGAAAACUUCAAAAGUUACAAAGGCACGCACGUAAUCGGGCCUCUUUCUGGCUCUGUCGCUGUCAUCGGACCCAACGGCGCAGGGAAAAGCAACUUGACAGACGCCGUAUGUUUCGCGCUGGGAGUUAACGCCAAGCAGCUGCGCUGCACCCGCCUCAUCGAGCUCAUCCACAGCAGCGAGUCCAGGGCGUCUCCGAAGUCGCUGCUGGCACAGACGGACGACGAAGGGCACGAUGCGCACGGGCAACCGAGCGAAAACUCGGCGGAAGAACGACUGAGCGCGUCGGUGACGCUCCACUUCGUUCGAGGCUCCGUCCCUCCUUCGUCGCCGCUUCCGGAGCGCAUUUCCUUUACCCGGCGCAUCAGCCACUCUGGCGAAUGCUUCUAUCUGCUGGACGACGUCGCAGUUCCGCUGGCGGACUACCGCGAGGCCCUGCGGAGACACUGCAGCUGCACUGUACAUACACUGCAGGCGAUGCUCAUCUUCCAGGGCCACAUCGACGCUUUAGCGACAAAGAGCGCGCAUGGCCUUGCCGGCCUCGUAGAAGAAAUCUCUGGCAGCUCUGAGUUGCUUGAGUCGUAUCACGAAGCCCAGAAGGCGGUUCGCGAGACUCGGGAAGAGGCGAGACGCCUCCUGGCGCGACGAAUGCAGCUUGAACAGGACAUGAAAGUUUUGAGAAAGCAGAAAAACGAGGCAGAUGCGUACGAGAAGGAGCAGCGGCUUCAGAAGGAGCAGCAGGACGAGCUCUUUCUGUUUCGCCUCCUAGUUGCAGAGACACUCCGCGCUGAAGAAGAAGCUGCCGCACGGCGUGCCAGGCAACAGGAAGAAGAAGAACGUGAGCAACUGAACGCGAUUCUCACCGAAGCUCAGCAGGCUGACCGCCACCGCGUGGCGGCGCUGUUACGAGUCCAGAAGGCCAAAGACACUCUCGCCGCGUCCACCCGCAGGAGCAACGAGCUGCGGGGGGCGUAUCUGGCGAUGAUGGAGCGGUUCAAGUUUCUCGAAAAGGAGCGCGAGGCGGCCGCGCGGCAGCGGCUGCUGGAGGAGUCUCAGCGUGAAGAGCUCGAGGCCUUCGAGGAGGCGCUAAAGGGACAGCUGAUUCGCGCCGCAGAGAAGCGCCGCGCGGUCGAGGCGCAGCUGAUGGCUGAGAAGGAGAAAGACGACGAAGCGCUUUUGCCGGAAGACCAGAAACUCCUCGAGACGCUCGAAGACGAAUGGGAGGAACAACACGCCCUGCAGCAGCAGCGAAUUCGAAACCACCAACAGCAGCUGCAAGCCCUGCGCACCGCCCUCGACCUGCUGCUGCGCGAAGAGCGCGAGAUGCAGGGGACUGUGGAAACCGUGCGCGAGCUCCACGGCGAGGCUGCAGCGAAGGCCGUGGAGGUUGCGGACGCCCUCCAGCGGCUGCUGACGCAGGCGCAUGACGCGAAGGAGAGCCUCGACGACCUCCGAAAACUCGCCUCGACAAGCAAGCAGCAGCGCGAGUCGCUGUUGCGCCUGCAGCGCGACCUCGGCGACCAGCUCGCGCAGGAGCGGAGUCUGCAGAUGGACGUCCGCCGCGCGGCGCAGGAGCGAGAAGUCUGCACGCAGCUGAAGAAGCACGUCUCGCACUCGGGAGUGCACGGAUCUGCCCUCGAGUGCUGCCGGCCAGCCAACAAGCGCCUGCUCGUCGCGACCGCCGCGGCCAUGGGCGCCAAGGCUAACAGCCUCAUCGUCGACUCGCACGCCCUCGCGCUGAGAUGUGUGGACUACCUCAAAACGGCGCGGCUCGGCAGCCGCGAGUUCCUACCCCUGGACGCUCUCCGGCGGAACCAGCUGAAGGGACACAGCGAGAGCUCCUUCGAGGGCGAGGACGAAGACGACGAAGGCGGCCGCGGCGCCGUGCUGCCUCCGCCUCCCGCCGCCGACCUGCCCCCGGGAUGCCGCUGGGCGGUGGAUUGCGUGUCAUUCCAGGAGGGCUUUCGCCCCGUCUACGAGUUCCUCCUCUCGGAUUGCAUCAUCGUCCCUUCGCUGGCCAUUGCGCAGGAGCUGAAGUUUGGCGCCUCUCAGGCUUCCGCGCGUCCGCUGCUCCACCGCUACCGAUUCGUCACGCUCGAUGGCGAGAAGCUUCAGUGCGGCGGCGUAAUCUCCUUCGACCUCGGCGGCCUCACGGGGCGCUUGGCUGCGCGCUGGGAGGCGCAGCAGCAGGAGCGGCUCGUGGAGCGCCUCGAAAGAGUCAAGGAGCAACUCCACACACUCGAAAACGCUGAGACCACUAACGCGGAGCGUCUGCAGCAGCGCACAGCUCACUUCGCGCUGCUGCAUCGGCAGAGCGUUCAGCUGCAGGCGAAGGCGCGCGUCUGGGAAGACCAGGCAGAGGCGAAGAGCAAGAAGCUCGCGGAGCUCCAGGCGCAGCUGCAGAGUCUGCAGGAGCGCGUCGCCGCCCGCAAAGAGGAGGUCGCCACCAAGCAGCAAGAGCUUGAGGAGAUCCACGCGAGUCUGCAGCAACAGCAGCAGCGGCACUUUGCGCGUCUCGACCGCGCCGUCGGGCGGGUGCAUGUCCACCUUGAGCACAAGCGCAGGCGGCAGCGCAUCGAGGCGCUGAAGGCGGAGUUGGCGGGGCUGCAUGCGCGCGAGAGCCAAAUGACCGCGGAGCUCGCCGACUGCAGCGACCGCCUGCGAACUGUCCAGCGGCUCGCUAGCGAAGAGGCCGUCAGAGACUGGCAGCCGCGCGAGGAAGACGAGAAGCGCCUGCUGAAGCAACUCGAGCUGACAGAGCGCGACGUGGAGGACGCGGAGAAGAAGAAAGGCGAAGCUGCGCGCGAGUUCAGGGACGCGCAGCAGGAGCUAAACAGCCAAGAGAAAUACCUGCAAACGGCAAUGGUACAGCGGAUGUCUCUUUUGUUGCAGGUUCGGGAGCGCGAAGCGGCCUCUAAGGCCCAGCAGAAGCGCUUCGCGAGAGACGCAGCCGCUGCGGAGGGGCGCCAGAAGCAGCAGGUUGAAGAGAGCUGGCAGAUCCUGCGCCAGGCCGACCAGCAAGGCGUUCGCCUGCCGCUCUCUGCGGGCUCGUGGCGCGGCGUGCGCGCCUCCAUCUACGCGGUCGACGCGGACAAGCGCAAUGGCGAAGAGGCACGCGAGGCGGGCGCCAAGGCGCAGGAGAUGAACAGGAGGGAGGACAGGCCGACGGCGCCCAUAAGCCGAAGACGCAGCGACGACGUUGACGGCGAGAUGCGCGAUGCAGAGGCAGGCAACGAAAGCCAAGAUAGAGAGGACGGCAGAGACGAUAUGGGCUUCCCCGAAAGCAGCUGGAGAGAGCAAGGCGCCGUGACAGAAGACGAGAAGCUCUUUGCCAUCGACUUCUCAAAACUCGCGGCUGAGAAAUGCGAAUUCAUCGCGCAGCACAAAGAUACGCCGUCGCUGCUGUUCGAGGCGGCGAGCUCGCAGGAGGCGGAGUUCCUCCGCCGCGCGGCGCGGCUCCGCACGCUGCAGCCGAACCUGAAGGCGACGGAGAAGGAGCAGCGUGUGCGCGAGCAACUGGCAACCGUCGAGACUGAGACUGACCGCUGCCAGCGCGAAGGACGCCGCGCAGAGAAUCGACUCGCGCGGCUGCAGCGCGAGCGCAACGCGCGCUUCCUCGGCUGCUUCCAUCAUUGCAAACUUGCAGUGGACUUCUUCUUCAGAGAGCUGACCGCUGCCGGCGUGCCCGAAGAGGAGACUGAGGACGGCCGCCGCGGCUGCGGCUCCACGCGGGGCUUCGAACGCAUCGGCGGAAGGGCGUACCUCGACCUCGAGUGCCCCUCCGGCCGCUCCAUCAGCCUUGACGAAGAGGCCUUCGCGUGCGGCGUCUCGCUGCUCUGCAUGCCGCCGGGGAAGCGCCUGCUGCCGCUGCAUCUUCUCAGCGGCGGCGAGCGGCUGGUCGCGGCUCUGGCGCUAGUUCUCGCGCUGCUUUCCUUCGUGCCGCACGUCCCCUUUCUGUUGUUCGACGAAGUGGACGCGCCGCUUGACAGCCAACGCCGACGCGCCCUUGCGCGCGUCCUGAAGCUGCUUCCGCGCCAAGCAGGUCUCCAGGUUCUCUUCAUCUCACUCAAAGACAAAAUGUUUUCAACCGCCGACAUGCUCGUGGGCGUCGCCAAGCAGCCUGCAGUCGGGCUCUCGCGCUGCUUCUUCCUCGACUUGCUGCCUUACCACUCGCGGCGGGGUGCGUCCGCGCAGGCGCCACGCCCCCGACUCGCGGACGCCGACCCGCGCGACGCAGAGGGCGGCGACCGCGUCGGGACUUCGCGCGACGAUAUCGGCAAUCCGCGCCUCUCGCCGUCGCUGAGUCAGGUGCGCAGCAGCAGCUCCCUCGGCUCGCGGCUGGGCUCCAGCGUCUUCGACUCGCGCGGGAGGAAGGGCGCAACGCAGACGGCUGCAGAGGCGAAGCGCGCAGACGCAGAGCGGCGCAAGGCGGUCACGCCGAGUGACCUCGAGGGGGAGAUGGAUAGCGACACGUGA
Besnoitia besnoiti is the source of this 5208-nucleotide messenger RNA. RefSeq names its product RecF/RecN/SMC N terminal domain-containing protein. NCBI's taxonomy places the organism in Eukaryota, Apicomplexa, Conoidasida, Eucoccidiorida, Sarcocystidae. Gene Ontology annotation, cellular component: nucleus; chromosome; cohesin complex. Gene Ontology annotation, biological process: sister chromatid cohesion. The transcript is spliced from 16 exons. The record is from RefSeq and is a predicted model, not a curated record. The coding region runs from base 1 to 5208 and encodes 1735 amino acids. Gene Ontology annotation, molecular function: DNA binding; ATP binding; protein binding.